Molecule: messenger RNA, 1028 nt
Organism: Monopterus albus (swamp eel)
Lineage: Eukaryota; Metazoa; Chordata; Actinopteri; Synbranchiformes; Synbranchidae
Gene: fbxo28
Product: F-box protein 28
Exons: 5
Coding region: 36-932 (298 amino acids)
Biological process (GO): protein polyubiquitination
Molecular function (GO): protein binding
Source: RefSeq, a predicted model, not a curated record
UAACGUCAUUUCCGCCUCCUCCAUAGCAAAGCAAGAUGGCGGCCGUCGUAGAGAGAGUUGAUGGAUGUGUUGGGUCCUUGGACUCAGACGCGGUGUCACCCAGACAGUCCACCCCUCCACCGGACCAGCAGCACCAGAACAACCCGCUGUUAGGACUGCCUAUUGUUGCCAUCGAGACUAUUCUCAAUUUUCUGUCUUAUGAUGAAAUCAGCCUGCUGCGUUCGGUGUGUAAGCGCAUGGACAUGAUCUGCCAGCGAGUCCUGAAUCAGGGCUUCCUGAAGGUGGAGCGUUACCACAGUCUAUGCCAGAGGCAAGUCAAAGCCCAGCUGCCCAGGAGAGAGUCAGAGAGGAGAAACCAUUCGCUGGCCCGUCACGCUGAUAUCCUGGCUGCUGUGGAGACGCGCCUCUCGCUGCUCAACAUGACCUUCAUGAAAUACGUCGACUCCAACCUUUGCUGCUUCAUCCCUGGAAAGGUGAUAGAUGAGAUUUACCGUGUGCUGCGCUAUGUGAACUCUACUCGUGCCCCCCAGCGUGCUCAUGAGGUUCUGCAGGAGCUGAGGGACAUCUCCUCCAUGGCCAUGGAGUACUUUGAUGAGAAAAUCGUCCCCAUCCUGAAGAAGAAGCUGCCAGGGGCCGAUCUGUCUGGCCGCCUCAUUGGUUCUGCACCAGUUGCAGGUCCAUCUACCUCCCUGACCACCAUGUCCCUUCUGGCCAAGAACACGCCGUCACGCUCAGAGAUGACCAAGGUUCAGAAGCAGGUCAAGGGGAAUGGGGCAUCAAUGACAGUCAUCGAGGAAGAUGCAGGAAAUUCGUGUCAAGCAGCUGGAGCAGCAGAAGCAGCUGCAGGACCAGGAGCAGAAGCUGCUGGAACAGACCCAGGUGAUCGGCGAGCAGAAUGCCCGACUUGCCGAGCUGGAACACAAGCUCCGUGAACUGAUGGACAGUAGUGCUGCUGCUAUGGGAGGACCCCGGCCCAGCACGGCUGCCCCUUCCACAUCCAGCAGCACUGGCGUGUCUUCCGCUGUUGC